AUGGAGCGAGAGGAGAGCAGGGUUGCUGAUGGUGGAAAGUCCAAUUUUUGCCGCACUCCUAUCUGUGUCCUGGCUCCGGAGGGUGUAGCAGAUACAGACAUCCUCUCUACAUCAUCUGAGGAGCGACAGAAACAGUGGCCAGAUUUUUUUGAUAUCCCAGAAUUUUCUGUUGAUGUAGCUUAUAGACUUCGACAAGCAGAUCUGCUGUUUCUUCGUGAUGGUACACACCUGAAAGUAUCAAAAGAAAUAAAACACGAGAUCCUUGAACGAUUGGCAGAGAGCAUGUAUAACUAUGCAGCAUACCCAAAUAAUGCUCAGUUUGAAAGUGUUGCACAAGCCCUCAUAACCAAGCACCCCUGUCUCCAGGAGCGAGGCUCAACCAGUCGCUGUAGCGGCUGGAAAAAUAGUCUAAAAUUUAAAAUGGCUAAUUACAGAACAAAGCGCAGAAGGUCAGGGUGCCUUGAUGUAGCAGUAAAUGCAGGUAAACGAGGAGGACAUUUAACUGAAGGAGAACCAGCCAACAAGAACAUCAAGAAGGCAAAGAAAGGCGAGCUCAACUACUUACCCAACUUUCCAGAGGGAUUUAAUCAGGUAGCCCUUGAGUGUGCCCGCAAAGACUUGGUCAAUGAAAUGCAGAAGAGAACACCAAAUGGACAACUAGUGAAAGAGAAAAUGGACCUGACGUUUUCAUUAAGAAGAAAAGAGGUGGUGGAGUCAGAACCUGCCAUAAGCGAGAUGAUGGAACGUUGGCCUGCGCUUUUUACAGAAGAUCAG
Molecule: messenger RNA, 774 nt
Organism: Austrofundulus limnaeus
Lineage: Eukaryota; Metazoa; Chordata; Actinopteri; Cyprinodontiformes; Rivulidae
Source: RefSeq, a predicted model, not a curated record